Cadophora gregata is the source of this 1506-nucleotide messenger RNA. It is a transcript of the gene GLE2, whose product is annotated as RNA export factor gle2. Lineage: Eukaryota; Fungi; Ascomycota; Leotiomycetes; Helotiales; Ploettnerulaceae. Gene Ontology annotation, molecular function: ubiquitin binding; RNA binding. Gene Ontology annotation, cellular component: nuclear pore. The record is from RefSeq and is a predicted model, not a curated record. Gene Ontology annotation, biological process: transcription-dependent tethering of RNA polymerase II gene DNA at nuclear periphery; RNA export from nucleus. The transcript is spliced from 3 exons. The coding region runs from base 141 to 1220 and encodes 359 amino acids.
AACUUCUUGAAAGAGAGGUGCCUGGAGAAAGGAAGGUCUUCCACCACAAACAAGGCUCUUCUUCUCUCCAAAGAAGAUCGAAUUACAGGAACAACGCCAUUAUCUGACCUUCGAAUUUGCGCAUCAACAAAGCCUUCAAGAUGGCGGGAAUCUUUGGAUCAGCAGCGACGACAACCACGGCUGCAAAUACCCUGGGCGACCUCUCUCACGAUGUAGCUCUAGGCUCUCCACCAGAAGAUAGUGUAUCGGAUCUGUCCUUCUCUCCACAGUCUAUGCACCUGGCGGUAGCUUCUUGGGACAAGAAGGUUAGGAUUUACGAGAUUACCUCCACUGGGGGAAGUACAGGAAAGGCCUUCUUCGACUGUGAAGGCCCUGUUCUUAGCUGUGACUGGGCUCCUGACGGAACAAAGGUUGUUGGAGCAGGAGCUGACAAGGCGGCGCGCAUAAUCGAUCUUGGAGCUGGCACCAACACCUCUUCUCAAGUUGCUGCUCACGAUCAACCCAUUCGCUGCGUCAAAUACUUCCAGUCACCACAAGCUGCUGCGCCUAUGAUUGUUACUGGUUCUUGGGAUAAGACGAUCAAGUACUGGGACUUGCGCCAGUCCACAGCUGUAGCAACCGUGCAGUGUCAAGAACGAGUUUAUACCUUGGAUGUGAAGAAGAACCUCUUGGUUAUUGGAACGGCGGACCGCUACAUCAAUGUCGUCAGCCUCAAUGAUCCCACCAAGUUUUACAAGACAAUCCAGAGUCCGUUGAAAUGGCAGACCAGGGUUGUGAGCUGCUUCACAGACGCUACUGGUUUUGCAGUGGGAAGUAUUGAGGGAAGAUGUGCCAUCCAAUAUGUUGAAGAGAAAGAUGCCAGCUCAAACUUCUCUUUCAAAUGCCACCGCGACCCUCCCCAAAACAACAUGACAAACGUCUACUCUGUAAACGCCAUCUCCUACCACCCAGUUCACGGCACAUUCAGUACAGCCGGCUCAGACGGGACCUUCCACUUCUGGGACGGAGUUGCGAAGCACCGUCUAAAGGGAUACCCCGCUACCGGAGGCACCAUAUCAGCAACAGCUUUCGACUCCAAGGGAGAUAUUUUCGCGUAUGCAGUUAGUUACGACUGGAGCAAGGGAUAUGCUUCGAAUACCCCGCAAUACCCCAACAAGAUCAUGAUGCAUCCUGUUGGUGCGGAAGAGUGUAAGCCACGUCCAACUGUUAAGAAGCGGUAGGCGAGGCGCGAGAAGUGUAAAGUGGGCGGCUAGAAGGACGGAAGAAUGAAUUCUAUGAUUUUCAAGAAGGAAUGAGAAUGCUUGGAGGAUCUUUUCGGCGCAGAUUGAGACAGCACGUGUGCUGCUACAUAGGCCAGAUUGUAUUCUAUGUUGUUGGUUAGGUUGCUUUGAUUUGCACUUGGUGGGUGGACAACUAGGGCUGGCAUGUGGAGAGGAGCAUGCAAAAUGGCGUUUCGGAUAUUGAAUUGCAGCGAACAAGAAUACCAAAAGCCCACAGAAGCUUAGA